UCAGCAUCCGAGUUGAAAAAACGUAGAAAAUACAAUGAAAAGGAAACUGCCCCAAAGAGAAAAUUAAAGUACACAAUUAUCUCCCGCGUUUAAAUUUCCACAAACUAUCUAGACACAACCUUACAAACUUCAUUUCGCAUUUGUCACCGGUAUGGGAAAAUUUAACUGUAAUGAGUGAAUUUCUGCAGAUUCAAAGAAAAUUACAUGAAAAAAAUAUUAAAUAAGAAAUUUCCGACUCCAUCAAAGCUUGUCAGCAAAGUCUUUCAACGUCAGAAACCCUGUAAUGCCGAUUCUAACGAAACACAAAUGACCACCGACGCCAGUCUGAUCAAAGAAGUGGACUCUUUGAAAGCACAAGUCGAUGGCUUAAAAGACGCACUAAACGCUCUAAAACUGGACACAGAAAACAAAGAGAUCAAACUGGCGAAACUAGCAAGAGAAAAGGAGAAAUUAUCGAUGAGUCUCGCAAAGGUCAGACGAUCAAACGACAACCUGGCGCAACAGUUGGAAAGCGAAAGAAAUUUUUAUUACAAAGAAAAAGAAUCGUAUUGUCAGGAGAUGAACGAGUACAAGAAGUUAAAAAAAGUUUUGAGUAAUUCAAACAUCAGCACACGGAAUGACGGGGAAGAGGUUUCGAAACUAAAAAAAACAUUAGAGCACACCCUCCAAACCAACUAUAACUUAAGCGUCAAGUUUUUAAGAAUGAAAGAAACGAAAAACUUGUUGGUCAAAACACUGGAUCAGACCGAAGAGGAGCACAAAAGGGUCGUCGAAGACUUCAGAUACAAAAUCGAUACUCUAACAUCCGAGUUCAAAGAGAUUCUUAAUCAAAAGUUCGACGCCCCUCUUUCCCCAAGCAAUAAAAAGUAUUUACAACUCGUAAAUCAAAACAGCUCUCUUGUUUACGAAAACCUCUACUUGCAAAUGCAACUCGACCAAGUUAACUUGAAACUCAGACGCGACAAAAUACUCCAAACCAAAAGCGAAACGAACGCUCGAAUUCAACAAACCGCGAAAGAAAAAAGGGCGAAAAAGUUGAGGUCACCCCACAGGAGCGAGGACUGUAAAAUAAUAAAAAUCUUCGAAAGAGAGAAACAAGGUAGUCUGCCGACGGUGACGAUUUUAAAUGAAAAGGAGGUCACCCUGAAACUUUCAGAGAGAAAGCUCCAAUUACCCGUUGUAAACGAAUCCAAGCUGGAAGUUUUCCAAGUUUCCGAAGUUCAGUCGCGGAGUUCUGUUGCUGACUUGACUGGAAGUAGGAAGAGAAGUCGGUCCGCGCCAAAAAUUGUUCAGAGUGCUACGUUCACACCAACAAUGAAAACAAAAAACGAAAAAUAAAUUUAUUUAAGUGGU
Molecule: messenger RNA, 1353 nt
Organism: Zophobas morio
Lineage: Eukaryota; Metazoa; Arthropoda; Insecta; Coleoptera; Tenebrionidae
Product: protein Daple-like
Exons: 4
Coding region: 205-1338 (377 amino acids)
Source: RefSeq, a predicted model, not a curated record